Molecule: messenger RNA, 1230 nt
Organism: Talaromyces marneffei
Lineage: Eukaryota; Fungi; Ascomycota; Eurotiomycetes; Eurotiales; Trichocomaceae
Exons: 4
Coding region: 1-1230 (409 amino acids)
Molecular function (GO): oxidoreductase activity
Source: RefSeq, a predicted model, not a curated record
AUGGCCACGGAAAAGAAUACUUCCGAUCCUGAUAUCAGGCGAUGCUGGAAUUAUGAUUUCUGUUGGACCCCAGAACACCUCACCCAUGAACAAAUGCAACCUCUCCGCCACACGAUGGAUGACUUAGCAAGCGAUUGCAUAGAGCCACUGACCAAGCUGGCAUCCAAAGACAACAUUUUAGGGGACUCUAAGCCCAACCCUACGAAGUUGGAUAUGUAUGCCUUGUUGAGUGACAACCAUGAGAAACAUGACGCUCUCACACGACUUUGGGGGCAGAUAAACACAGUCCCUGAUUGGGUUGAUUGGGCCCAAAUUGAAAGGGGACAAAAAGUGUACUAUCGAUAUGGCCAUUCAAUGGGUAUUGCGCUCGCUUUCCAAAGCCUACUAGGAGGAAUGGGCUCUGGUAACAUUGUGGAGACCUUGGGUCGUACUGGUGGCUUCUCAGCAAAGGUUGUGCGUCACCGACUUCUGGAAACACUUCAACACACUCUUCAGGUCACGAAAUCAGUAGACUCCAUUCGCCCAGGAGGUGACGGACAUGUUUCAACUGUCCGUGUGAGACUGUUACAUGCAUUGGUUCGCAAUCGAAUUCUACAGCUCGUUGAGAAACGUCCAGCAUACUAUGAUGUCGCAAAGCAUGGGAUACCCAUCAAUGACCUAGAUUCCAUCGGCACAAUCUGUUCAUUUGCACCAGCAGUCAUUUACAUUGGUUUGCCCCGGCAGGGAAUUUUCAUGACCGACCAAGAAGCAACGGAUUAUACAGCUCUAUGGCGCUUAAUCGCCUACUACAUAGGAACUCCUACCGAAUGGUUUGAAACUCCAAACAGAGCACGUGCCAUCAUGGAAUCGUUAAUGGUGGCGGAAAUCAAUCCGACUCGUAUGAGCGGGGUUUUGGCGAGAAACAUCAUUCAAGGAUUGAAAAAUACACCACCUCUAUACGCUUCUAAGGGUGUGUUGGACGGGAUAACUCGCUCGCUCAUAGGCAACGAAUUGUCAAACGAACUAGGAAUAGGAAAUCCAGAUAUAUUCACAUGGAUUUUCGUCGGCUGGGUCUUUAUCUAUGCUGCUACUUUGACCUACGUUUGUCGGUCAGUACAGACUCUUGAUGAGAAGCAUGUACAGUAUAAUAGGGAAAAGUUCUGGCGCCUCUUGAUGGAUGCCAAAACUGGGUUGGGAAAGGAAAGCAAUUUCGAUUUUAAAUAUGUCCCAACUGAUGAUAAAACCAAUUGA